AUGAGAACACACGAUUCUACCCCACAUUUACCAACAGUAGGCAUUGGAACCUUCCAACUAAAGAGUGGGACUGUUAUCCGUGAUGUCCUACAUUCAGCUCUCUCAAUCGGUAUUAGACUCUUCGAUACUGCUCAGUGCUACCGAAAUGAGGAGCUCAUCAGUCAAUCUCUGAUUAGUCUCCUUCCUGACUUCUCUCUAACCCGAUCUGAUAUAACUAUUGUCAGUAAACUUGACCCUAAGAAUCAGGGAACGGAAAAAGCGGAAGCAGCCGUGGAGAAGACUUUGGAGUGUUUCGGGGGAUAUGUUGAUGUGAUGUUAAUACACUGGCCUGGGGUUAGCAAGAUGAAAUCAGACGACCCACAAAUUAAAGUUAUUCGGAAGGAGUCCUGGAAAGUUCUGGAAGAUUAUCAGGUUAAGGGUAAAAUAAAACAUAUCGGAGUCUCUAAUUACACUGUAUAUCAUCUUAAAGAGCUUAUAAAUUAUUGUAGCAUCAAACCAACUGUUCUUCAGAACGAAUUUCAUCCUAGAUAUCAAGAACUUGAUGUUUUGGAGUUUUGCCAGGAACACGGUAUAAAGUUCAUGGGCUACUCACCAUUCGGGCAGGGAGACUUGUUAUCAGAUAAAACUAUUGUCGCAAUAGCUGAAAAGCACCAUGUGUUACCAUCCAAUGUUUUAGUUCAGUGGGCUUUACAGAGAGGCGCCAUUUGUAUUCCCCGGACUACAAAACCUGAGCGAGUAAUUGAAAACUUGGAAUAUUCGAGCUUUAUUUUAGACAGUGAUGAUAUGCAGCAGAUGGCGCGGUUAAAUGAUGGUCACAAGUUUUGUUGGGAUCCUCACAGAGUCGUUUGA
Messenger RNA from Bolinopsis microptera, 849 nucleotides. RefSeq names its product glyoxal reductase-like. The coding region runs from base 1 to 849 and encodes 282 amino acids. The transcript has a single exon. Lineage: Eukaryota; Metazoa; Ctenophora; Tentaculata; Lobata; Bolinopsidae. Gene Ontology annotation, molecular function: oxidoreductase activity. The record is from RefSeq and is a predicted model, not a curated record.